Manis javanica (Malayan pangolin) is the source of this 3642-nucleotide messenger RNA. NCBI's taxonomy places the organism in Eukaryota, Metazoa, Chordata, Mammalia, Pholidota, Manidae. The record is from RefSeq and is a predicted model, not a curated record.
GAGCGCGCAGUAAGCGUGCGGGGGUAGGCGACAAACUACACUUCCCAGGGUCUUAUGCAACGGAAGUGACGCAAAGAGCAGACAGAGUUGGAGGGUUCGGGUAAAAAUGGCUGAAUAUUUAGCCUCGAUAUUCGGGACUGAGAAGGACAAGGUUAACUGCUCUUUUUACUUUAAGAUCGGGGCCUGCCGGCACGGGGACCGGUGCUCCCGGCUUCACAACAAGCCGACUUUCAGCCAGACCAUAGUGCUGCUCAACCUGUACCGGAAUCCACAGAACACCGCCCAAACCGCAGACGGAUCUCACUGUCACGUGAGCGACGUGGAGGUGCAAGAACACUAUGACAACUUCUUCGAGGAAGUGUUUACGGAACUGCAGGAGAAGUACGGGGAGAUUGAAGAGAUGAAUGUGUGCGACAACCUGGGGGACCACCUCGUGGGCAAUGUCUAUGUCAAGUUUCGGAGAGAGGAGGAUGCAGAGCGGGCAGUGGCUGAACUCAACAACCGCUGGUUCAACGGGCAGGCUGUGCAUGCAGAGCUGUCUCCUGUCACUGACUUCCGGGAGUCAUGCUGUCGGCAGUAUGAGAUGGGGGAAUGUACCCGUGGUGGCUUCUGCAACUUCAUGCAUCUGCGACCCAUCUCCCGGAACCUCCGGCGGCAGCUCUAUGGUCGGGGACCCAGGCGCAGGUCACCCCCGAGACCCCAUAUUGGCCACCGUCCCCGAGAAAGAAACCGACGACGUUCCCCAGACCACCGGCAUGGCCGCUUCUGAGACCCUGGCUCCCUUGCCCUUCAUCUCUGACAGGGAUGGAUGUUCCUGGCCAGAAUCCCUCCUCAACGCUUCCUUAACUCCCCAGCACCAUCUUCCCCAGGUUGUGGGGCUCCAUAAUGUAAUCCGGUCAACACAGGGACCUUCUUCUACUGCCCCUCCCCUAAUAAAGUUCUGUAUUGAGGGUUUAGAGCUUCAUUGUUAGCUUGAGCCCAGCUAUCGGCUGGAGUUUCCUUCCAUCCCCGCAUCUCCUGAUGAAAAGGGGAAGUGGGGCUAGGCUUUGGUUAUAACCUCAGCUGAGGAACUUCGAAUAACAGGUGGGAAAGCAGUGGGCUCAGGGCCCAAGGCCCUAGAAAACCCUAAGUGGGACUAGUUGGGGUGGGGUCGCCUUUAUGCUGGGAACUUCAGUAUAUCCAUCUGAGGCUUCUCAAGGGAGAGACGCCUGGCUGUAGCAGGUUGGAGCAUUCCCAGCCCGGAGAAGAUUGGGGUUAGGAGUUAAGGUAAGUUUGUUGGGAGUUGAGUGGGAGUCUCCAGUGGGUGAGGGCUGGGUCGUUCAUGCCCGCUGUUUUGAAAUGGGAAUCGGUAAUACCUAAUAAGCUUACCUAAGCCAGGUGCCGUUCUAAGUAAGCACUUCUAGUAACAGUUUUAACUCUUGACAGUAAACUUUGAAACAGGUGCUACUACAAUCCAGUUUUAGGGAUGGGGAAAAAAGACAGUAGGAAGAUGGAAGGGGUGGGAUAUGAAUCCACGCAUUCUGGCCCCUGAGUCCUCAUUCUAGCCAUCUUGAGGUCUUGUGGCCUCUCUGGUAAUGGGCCAGAAGCUGGACUAAGGGCUGGAGGUAGAUUCCCGCCUUCUGAAGGAGCGUGGGGGAUCUCAUGCCUGUACACCCACUGCUUUCUUCUUCUGCCCCGGUUUCCUGGAAAGUGCGGCAGAGGCGCUGUGGCCGGAAGUCCUGCGGUUACGGCCCCCCAGGCCGCAAGCCCCGCCUGGAUGGGCCCCUCAGCCUCUUCCCGACUGCGGCACUGCUCCGGCUCAGCUGGAGGCCUCCCUGCCCUGCGGCCACCUCGAGUACAGGAACCCUGACACCAGUGCUGUGGCAGCUGCCUGCAGCGUUUCGGGCCGCCCCCUGCCCGGAUUUGAGUUUUCAGAAAAUUGUGGGCUCAAUGACUUUGGCGAUCACAUAACAUACCUCCUUCAGUGAAUGACUUCCUGGGCAGUGCAACCCCAAUAAUGCGGAAUUAUGUAGCCCCUGUGGCGGUGGAGCCACGACUCCCACUCCCGCGGGGAGCUGCGACGGAACCCGGUGGCUCUGCAGAGGUGCUGGUCGGGCUCUGGAGGGCCUGGGCAAGGGUGCCGCUUGCAGGAGGUGGGGCGGAGGUUGGAGUGCGUGGUUUGGGAUAGGAUUGGCGAGGUCUGGAUCAAGGGAAAGAGUGUGGCCCCACUGAAGAGGAUAGGGGUGGGGGCAAAGUAGUGUCAGGAGGUGACCUGCCUAAGUUAAAAGUAGUCGCACUUCGGUCUGGGGGCUAGAUCAGGUGGCACUGUGGCCCCAUUGAGGGGUAUAGGAUGGGAGGUUUGGGCUGAGGUGCUUUACUCCAACCUCUUAUUUCCAGAAGUCGGUCUCAGAAGACCAAGGAGACCUGCCUCCUGACAUCUGGAAAACCGAGCAUCCUUACUUAGCCCCCAGAAGCCCAUUUCACUGACGGUUUCCCGUUUCUCCAGUUUCCCGUGGACAUACGUGCUUGACAUCCGUCAGCAGGCUUCACGGAGUUCUGUCAUGCUGAGUUUUGCCCUGCUAGUGGUGUGCUGGUUCUGCUCCUGACCUUAGGAGCGAUCCUCCUGCUCGCCCCACAGGGGCACCACAACCAGCAGGAGAAAGCCGUCCCUUCACCCCUAUCCUGGCUUGGUUUGCAGUGACCCCAAAACACAUGACUUCUUGUCCCACUUACCCUCUCCAGGCUCCCUCGAGGCAAGGGACUCACAGGAAGUCUCUCUCCUUUCUCUCCUGGGCAAGGAUUGGUAGGGGACACACCAAGCAAGGGGAAGGUGGACUGUAAGCACACUAUUCCUCCUUCCCACCCCUCCAUCUUGUCUUCCAGAGCUGCCGAGUCUGGCCCUGCAGCCCACCUUUUCUCCUGGAUGAGCUGGAGGUGCUGAUUGUACUUCUGGACCCUGAGCCUGGGCCAGCUGUGGCACCACUUGACACCUGGCUCCUUCGUCCACCUUCGCCUACUCACUACAACUCAUUCACUCACCUCUGCAGGCCCUGAUCAAGAUGGUAGUGGCAAGGGAGUCCUCUGCCUUUCUGGGCCAGCUUCGCACACAGCUGGCCCUGCGAGGGUGGGCUGAUACACUGCAGGUGCUACUCAAGCUUGGCUGGUCUGCGGCUUGCUUGCCUGGUACUAAGAAAGCUUCCCUUGAAGUAAAUUCCUGCCCUCUCUGGGCCUCAUUUAUGGGACCUCUUGAAAUAUAGUCUGAAUUGGGCCAAGACCCAACAUUCCCUUCAUUCUCCUCCCACAAGAGAAGGGCCUCUUGUACCACACACAGAAGACCAGAUGUGGGAGAGCUGACCUUAGGUGCCUCUGGGCAAACAGGGACCCUCUGAGAAACGGCCUUGCUACCCUCGGGACAGCUCACCCACAGGGACCCAGCUGCAUUCUAAUCUAGAAUAUGUAGAACAUGUGUCACUCUGAAGUCCAACAAUGGCUGUACCUACCUACAGAUGCUGACAGGCUUCCUUGGCAUGGAAAAACGGGAGCUCUUACCUGCCCCAGCACGACACAAACGGCAAGACCACCUCUCCAAACAUUGACAGACUUUAUUGUGGGGAGGUUCCCACCUGGGAUCCCACCCUCUUAAAUAAAAAAGUGCAUAGAAAA